AUUCCUUCCCAGCUUCCAAACAAACAUAAAAUUAUCGUAAUAAUACAAUAUAUAUAUGCGACCUCGAAAAGCCAUUUGUGCUAUAUCCGAACCUUUCUACAUCCUUAUCCGCCCACUCCCCAUCUCCAAGAGUUCCCCAAGCAGUACUUCUUCCAAGAUGGCAAGGAUUGCCUUCGGACGUUUCAAUGAUUCCUUCAGUUUAGGCUCUUUCAAGGCCUAUCUGGCCGAGUUCAUCUCAACCUUACUGUUUGUUUUUGCUGGUGUUGGUUCGGCUAUCGCUUACAAUAAGUUGACAUCAAAUGCUGCACUUGAUCCAGCCGGGCUAGUAGCCAUCGCUAUCUGCCAUGGGUUUGCUCUCUUUGUUGCAGUCUCCGUUGGUGCAAACAUCUCCAGUGGCCAUGUGAACCCUGCUGUCACCUUUGGAUUGGCACUAGGUGGCCAAAUCACCGUCCUUACUGGCAUCUUUUACUGGAUUGCCCAGCUUCUUGGCUCCAUUGUGGCAUGCUUCCUCCUCAAGGCAGCAACUGGAGGCUUGACAAUUCCCAUUCACAGCCUUGCCAGUGGAGUAGGUGCCAUUGAAGGAGUGGUCAUGGAGAUCAUCAUCACCUUUGCUCUGGUCUACACAGUCUUUGCAACAGCAGCUGACCCCAAGAAGGGUCCCCUGGGCACAAUUGCCCCUAUUGCCAUUGGUUUCAUCGUCGGUGCCAACAUCUUGGCUGCCGGCCCUUUCUCCGGUGGUUCAAUGAACCCAGCCCGCUCCUUUGGGCCUGCCGUGGUUAGUGGUGACUUCUAUGACAACUGGGUCUACUGGGUUGGGCCCCUUAUUGGCGGUGGCUUAGCUGGGCUUGUAUAUGGGAAUGUGUUCAUACACCAUGAACAUGCACCUCUGCCCAAUGACUUGUGAGUAGUUUCAAAGUUCUUGCACUGUCUUUUUUUGUUCUUCUCAUGUCUAUGUAAUACGGAGGAAGAGCAAAUUUGCUCUUCUUUCCUUUUUCCCUUUUGUUUUCUUUGCAUAAUUAUAGUUACAUCUUGUUUUGUGAUUGUAAAACCUUGUUGGGUUCGCUUGUUGCUUUAUGAAAAUGGAUGAAGUUGAUGAAAUGCAGCCAUUCUCGUCUUGUAUCUAUUAUGGAGGGGAUCAUGAUGACCGAUCUUGCAAUAAUACAAUUUCUUUAGACAUAUGCAAAUGAUGGUUAUCACUUCUUUACUUUUCUUUUUCCUUUCA
This is a messenger RNA of Carya illinoinensis, 1222 nucleotides long. Its product is annotated as aquaporin TIP2-1-like. Gene Ontology annotation, cellular component: membrane. Lineage: Eukaryota; Viridiplantae; Streptophyta; Magnoliopsida; Fagales; Juglandaceae. Gene Ontology annotation, biological process: transmembrane transport; water transport. Gene Ontology annotation, molecular function: water channel activity. Bases 56 to 904 code for a protein of 282 amino acids. The transcript is spliced from 3 exons. The record is from RefSeq and is a predicted model, not a curated record.